UGCUUGAGCUCUUCUCGCUAUAUUAUCUGAGAAUAAAACUGUUUCCGCAAUUCCUCGCAAAUCGUGGCAGAACAAAUAUCCGGCUCCUUCCCCGGAUUCGCUGUUGGGUCAUUAUACGCUAAUGGGUGGGCCGAUGUGCGUCCCCGCAUGCCCGAUACACCUUCGGACAUCGCGUUCGGCAGACAUGCGACAUCCGUUGAGCACCCAUCUUACAAUCAGAUCUCGCACUCCCGUAUACUAGAGUCCUUUGUCCCUUUUAGCCUGUCGACUAGUCGUUCAUUGUACAUAAUUACUUAUCGUCAUCUACAUCAUUCGCGGUCUCGGACUGUAGUCUACCAACGUCCUGAGAGACGAUAAUCGAGCGCAAUCACAGCAACGCGAUGCCAAAGACGGACGUUCUCAUCGCCGGUUCUGGCUCUGCUGGCAUCUUUGCAGCAACCUGGCUCGCGAUUUUCGACAUACCCUUUACCAUUCUAGAGAGACGAUCCGGGCCGUUAGAGAUUGGUCAAGCAGAUGGCGUUCAAGUCCGUACAGUAGAGAUCUACGAAUCAUUCGGUCUAUCAGAAGAGCUGUUACGAGAAGCGUAUCACAUACUGGAAGUGUGCUUUUGGGGGGUCGAUGAAGAUCGCAGCGGGAAUGCCAAAGCCGGUAUCAAGAGGAAGAGCAGAUCUAUUGACACCGAGAGAGGAUUGAGUCAUCUACCCCAUGUGAUACUCAACCAAGCGCGUAUGAAUGGUUUGAUGCUAGGAAAGAUGGAGAAUGUGCUGAAAGAGAAGGGGAAGUGGCAAAAAGGCACAAGCAAUGGCAUCGAGUACGGAUGGGCUGUCAAAGCUGUGGACAUUGACGAGAAGAGGAAGAACGACCCAGACGCGCAUUGCGUCAAAGUCACUGCAGAGAAAGAUGGAAAAGAGGAAGUCUGGGAAGCAAAGUACGUCCUAGGCUGCGAUGGCGCACAUUCCACCAUCCGGAAAGCCCUCGAUAUUCGCAUGCUGGGCGACACCUCCGAUACCGUCUGGGGUGUUAUGGAUAUCUACCCGCUCACAUCAUUUCCCGACAUUCGUCGUAAAUGCACCAUACACAGCGCAGCUGGCAACCUGCUCAUCAUUCCGCGCGAGGGCGGCCAGCUAGUGCGAUUCUACAUUCAACUACCCGCAGGCGUACAUCCCAAGGAAGUGAAACUGGCCGAUUUGCAAGACCAGGCUCGAAGGAUCUUUGCGCCGUAUGCCAUGGACUUUGCAGACGUAUUCUGGUGGAGCGCAUAUAGUAUCGGGCAGCGUCUCGCUUCUGCUUUUCAUGCUCACGACCGCGUUUUUCUGACUGGCGAUGCCUGCCACACGCAUUCUCCAAAAGCAGGCCAAGGGAUGAAUGUGUCGCUCCAGGAUGGCUACAACAUUGGCUGGAAGCUAGGAUCCGUCCUAUCCGGUCUCUCACCUCCAUCUCUGCUUUCGACAUACGUCUCCGAACGCAGCAAGACAGCAGCCGAUCUCAUCGCAUUCGACAAGGAGCUCGCCAAAAUGUUCAGCCGCAAGGAGAAAUACGAGGGUGAGUUUGCCGACUACUUCACGAAGAGUGGGCGUUAUAUGGCGGGCUUUACCGCGAGAUACGAAGACUCAAUGGUCACUAGUGGGAUGCGGAGCCAUGGUAGUAAGGCUACGGCAGUGACGGUGGGGAUGCGCUUUCCAAGUGCGCAGGUAAUACGAUUUUGCGAUUGCAAGGCUGUGCAGUUGCAAGGCGUGCUCAAGAGUGAUGGAAGAUGGCGAGUUAUCGUGUUUGCUGGGGAUGUCAAUCAAGCGGCGCAUCAGAGGCGGUUGGAUAAGCUAGCGAAAGCUCUCGAAUCAACUGCGCGUAGAUAUACAUCCACGGCGAAACACAUCGACAGCGUUAUCGAACCUAUCCUCGUGCUGAGUAGCGAGUUCCGCGACACCGAACAAGAGCGCAUACCAGACUACUUCUGGCCCAAGAGUGGGAAGUGGGGUAUACGUGAUCUUCACAAGACAUACCUUGACGAUGAACAUUACAACUCUGGUCAUGGACACGCUUACAAGAUUUACGGUGUUGAUCCGGAUGUGGGUGCUGUAGUGAUCGUAAGGCCAGAUCAAUAUGUUUCGGUGGUGACGACUUUGGAUGACUUUGAUGGUAUUGCGAAAUUCUUUGCAGGCUUUUUGAUCGAGCAGGCACCGACGACAAACAUGAGUGCAAGCGCGAAACUAUGAUAGACAUGGCUGGUACGGUGGUAGACUUUACAGUACUUGGGUGUUAGCCGGGACUGCACACACGUGCCGACCCCCGGACUCAAUGAG
Messenger RNA from Alternaria alternata, 2300 nucleotides. Its product is annotated as thioredoxin-like protein. NCBI's taxonomy places the organism in Eukaryota, Fungi, Ascomycota, Dothideomycetes, Pleosporales, Pleosporaceae. The coding region runs from base 381 to 2213 and encodes 610 amino acids. The record is from RefSeq and is a predicted model, not a curated record. Gene Ontology annotation, molecular function: FAD binding. The transcript is spliced from 4 exons.